GGAACUUAAUCGUCACACUACGUCGAUAACGCGUAAUCUCGCUUUGCAGGUUUCAAACGCACUAUGCGACGAGAUCGCGAUAAUUUGCCUACCUAGGUAAGCAGAUUUAGACGACUUACGCUAGGUCAACCGUGCCUCAUCAAUGGAUUCUUCUGUGCCGCUUCCUUCUGUUCCUAACUGUGCCUCCGCCCUUCUUUACUUGCAAUAUAUCCGUGCCGUUGUGUACGGCACAGUCGUGGUGCGGCACACAUACGCGAGGGAUGCGACGAAGCGUCAGUACAAGAUUGUGGUGCGAUGUUGUGUGAAGGAUUUAGAUGAGAAAGUGAUAUGUCGGGUACUUGCUCCGAAUCUCUUUGCGUUGCGUUGUAUAGAUUAGGAAGGAGGUUGCAGCAUAUGGAUCAGGGCACGGCUUUGAAUGUCCGGUCGUUGUUGGUUUCAUUGUUCUAGAAUGUUGAGAAAAUAGAAGAGACGGCUUGAGAUUACAUUGAUAUGAUAUCUGAACUUGUGCGCAGGUCCGAGAGAAUUAUGUGAAAGGUGGAUAAUUAUAUGAAAGAUAAAAAAUGGCAGAAUGUUUACGCUGACGACAUAGUUGGUAUACGAGCGCUAAUUCUGCUUGAGGG
This is a messenger RNA of Alternaria alternata, 620 nucleotides long. RefSeq lists its product as hypothetical. Bases 143 to 376 code for a protein of 77 amino acids. Lineage: Eukaryota; Fungi; Ascomycota; Dothideomycetes; Pleosporales; Pleosporaceae. The transcript has a single exon. The record is from RefSeq and is a predicted model, not a curated record.